This is a messenger RNA of Choloepus didactylus (southern two-toed sloth), 4471 nucleotides long. It is a transcript of the gene TLR5, whose product is annotated as toll like receptor 5. Gene Ontology annotation, molecular function: protein binding; transmembrane signaling receptor activity. Gene Ontology annotation, cellular component: membrane. Lineage: Eukaryota; Metazoa; Chordata; Mammalia; Pilosa; Megalonychidae. The record is from RefSeq and is a predicted model, not a curated record. The transcript is spliced from 3 exons. Gene Ontology annotation, biological process: immune response; inflammatory response; toll-like receptor signaling pathway. The coding region runs from base 534 to 3113 and encodes 859 amino acids.
UGUGCAGAACAUCAGAGAACCAGGCAGAGGGGCUAAGGAGAGCUCACUGCAGUCUGGGGGAACAGCCUACUAGACGUGGGAAUUGGGCUAGGAGCUCUGCCCAUUGACUUGUUGUCUAGAAACGGAUCUAGAAAGAGAAUCUGACAAGUAUCUAAGUGAACAAAGAGAGAGGUGCCAUGGCGAGCCACACACCCACCUGUGGACAAACAGCAGCUCUGGGAGGAUCCCUCCUGCUUUGAGAAGGAGUUAACCUAAAUCCCAGACUGGACCUUCAAAAACAUACUGUAGAACACGGGAAAGGAGCCAUCAUCCUGAAGACUUGAGAAUGUCCGGAUCUCUGGAAGUGAUUUUCUACAGAAGACAAAAGGAAGACAAAAGCCCUUUCUCCCGAUUUAUGGAAAAAAAUGCUUGACCAUCAUCACUGUGGGGAGGUCUCUACAGUUUCAGGAGCUAAAGUCUGAACAAGCAGGAGACCCUCGGCUUCUGGAAUAAAAAGAACAUUAGAAGUCCUUUGUGUUAGGAUUGGGAGGGCCAUGGGAGACCAUCUUGGACUUCUCGUCAGAGUGGUGCUCAUAGCCAGUCCUGUGUUUGGAAUUUCUUCCUGCUCCUUUGAUCAUCUGGUGGCCUUAUAUCGUUUCUGCAACCUCACCCAGGUCCCCAGUGUUCCCAACACCACUAAGAACCUCCUGCUAAGCUUCAACUACAUCAGGACAGUCACUGCCUCGUCAUUCCCCUUCCUGGAGGAGCUUCAGCUGCUGGAGCUCGGGGACCAGUUUACUCCCUUGACUAUUGACAGAGAGGCCUUCAGAAACCUGCCCAAUCUUAGAAUCUUGGAUCUGGGCAGAAGUCAGAUAGACUUCUUGCAUCUAGAUGCUUUUCAGGGACUGCCCCAUCUUUCUGAACUUAGGCUGUUUUCCUGUGGUCUUUCCAACGCUGUAUUAACAGAUGGCUAUUUCAGAAAUUUAGGGUCUUUAACUCGCCUGGACCUAUCCAUAAAUCAGAUUAGCAACAUUUCCCUUCAUCCUUCAUUCCAUGAAUUGAAUUCCUUGAAGUCCAUAGACUUUUCCCUCAACCAAAUACCAAUUGUUUGUGAGAAUGAGCUCAAGCCCCUUGAAGGGAAAGUGCUCUCCUUUUUCAGCCUUGCAGCCACUAACCUGUACAGCAGAGUCUCAGUGGACUGGGGGAAGUGCAUGAACCCAUUCAGAAACAUGGUCCUGGAAACCCUGGAUGUUUCUAGAAAUGGCUGGACAGUGGAGAUCACAAGAAACUUCAGCAAUGCCAUCGGUGGCAGUGUGACUCUCAUUUUGGUUCUUGCCUACCACAUUAUGGGUUCUGGGUUUGGCUUCCAUAACAUCAGAGAUCCUGAUCAGAACACAUUUGCUGGUCUGGCCAGGAGCUCAGUGAUACACCUGGACCUCUCACAUGGAUUUAUCUUCUCCCUGAACUCCCAUCUCUUUGAGACCCUAAAGGAGUUGAAAGUUCUGGAUCUUGCCCACAACAAGAUAAACAAGAUUGCAGAAGAAGCAUUUUAUGGACUUGACAACCUCCAAGUUCUUAAUCUGUCUUCUAACCUUCUGGGGGAACUUUACAAUUCUAAUUUCUAUGGGCUCCCUAUGGUAGCCUAUAUUGAUCUGCAAAAGAAUCACAUUGGGAUUAUUCAGGACAAAACAUUCAUAUUCCUAGAAAAUUUAAAAACACUGGAUCUCCGGGAUAAUGCUCUUAAAACAAUUUAUUUUAUUCCAAGCAUACCUACUAUCUUCUUAGGUGGCAAUAAACUGGCAACUCUGUCAAACAUCAACCACCUAACGGCCGACUUCAUCCACUUAGCAGAGAAUAGGCUGGAAAAUCUGGAUGAUCUCUACUUCCUUCUCCGAGUUCCUCAUGUCCAGAUUCUCAUUUUAAAUCAAAAUCGUUUUUCCUCUUGUAAACAAAGUCACACCCGUUCAGAGAAUCUCAGCUUAGAACAACUUUUCCUUGGAGAAAAUAUGUUGCAACUUGCCUGGGAAACAGGGUCCUGCUGGGAUGUUUUUAAGGGACUUUCCCAUCUCCGAGUUCUGUAUUUGAAUCAUAACUACCUUAAUUUCCUUCCACCAGGAGUGUUUAGUGAUCUGACUGCAUUAAAGGGACUCAGCCUCAGCUCCAACAGGUUGACGGUUCUUUAUCCUGGUGAUUUACCUGCUAAUUUGGAGAUCUUAGACAUAUCCAGAAACCAGCUCCUAACUCCUGAUCCUAACUUGUUUGCAUCACUUACUGCUGUGGACUUAACUCAUAACAAGUUCAUCUGUGAGUGUGAACUUAGCACUUUUAUCAGUUGGCUCAAUCAAACGAAUGUGACUAUAUUUGGGUCUCCUGCAGACAUAUACUGCAUGUACCCUGAUUCGUUCUUUGGGGUUUCCCUCUACUCUAUUUCCACAGAGGGUUGUGAUGAAGAGGAAGCUUUAAAGUCCCUAAAGUUUUCCCUUUUCAUCUUAUUCACCGUCUCUUUGACUCUGUUCCUCAUAACCAUCCUUAUAGUCACGAAGUUCCGAGGGUUUUGUUUCAUCUGUUAUAAGAAAGCUCAAAGAUUGGUGUUCAAGGGCCAUCCCCAGGGAAUGGAAGCUGAUGCAUACAAAUAUGAUGCCUAUCUGUGCUUCAGCAGCAAAGACUUUGAAUGGGUGCAGAACGCUUUUCUGAAACACCUGGACAUUCAGUACAGUGACCAAAAUAGGUUUAACCUUUGCUUUGAAGAAAGGGACUUUGUUCCGGGGGAAAACCACAUCGCCAACAUCCAGGCUGCCGUCUGGAGCAGCAGAAAGAUAGUUUGCCUUGUCAGCAGACAGUUCCUCAGAGAUGGCUGGUGCCUCGAAACCUUCAGUUAUGCCCAAAGCAGGUGCUUAUCCGACUGCAACAGUGUCCUCAUCAUGGUGGUGGUCGGCUCCCUGUCCCAGUACCAGCUGAUGAAACACCAGCCCAUCAGAGGAUUUGUACACAAGCAGCAGUACUUGAGGUGGCCUGAAGAUCUCCAGGAUGUUGGCUGGUUUCUCAAUAAACUCUCUCAACACAUACAAAAGAAAGAAAAGGGAAAAAAGAAAGACAAUAGCAUUCAGUUGCAAACUGUAGCAAAAAUCACCUAGUCAGAGGAGUAAUUUCCAACAAAUAAUUGUAUUUGCACUAAGUUACCACUCUAGGGUCCUUUCCAUAUUUUUUCCCUGUAAUGAAAGCAACAUAAAUCUCUCGAUUUUCAUAUCAAGACAAUGUUUUGUCUCACUCACCUCCAAAUGGAAAAUAAUAGAUCUUGAAAAUUGCAACUGUCUCUAGGAAGACUGCCAUGGAUUCAAAGGUUCCCACUCUCCAUUGAUUUCCUUUCAGACCCCAAAAUACUUUUCUCUCUUAUUGCAUUAUCUAUGGAAUGCAUCCUUGUCAUGGGAAAGGCACCUUGGGAGAAGUUAUGCAUGGCUGACACCCUUUCUCCAGCAUUCAGCUCAAGAAGGGGCUGGCCAAUGAUUCUGAGCUGUCUGCAGAACAACACUAAGUAGAAAAACAAGAGAGGCAAGUUUCCUGCCUUUGCCUUCAGAGCCUCUACAUAAGAACAAUAUCAUGGUUGGGUGCAGGUCAACUUCAGUCUCAGGGAUAACACGUGGCCCCAAAGAAAGUGGGAUGAGAAUAGCUAGAUCUAUUGUGGUCCUACAGUGCUCCCUCUUCUUACCUUCAGCUCCUAUAGGAGUGAGCAGACCUCACUUCCCGCCCUGGUAGGCCAUAUACACUCUUACAUGUUACCUUUAUUUCAGGCUGGCAUUCACAAUAUGGCACUGUGGUGGAUUAAAUUGCAUUCCCCAGUUUGUACAUGUUCUUGGCAUUCUAGCUGGUGUGGACCCAUUGUAAAUAAGGGCUCUUCAAGAUGUUACUUCAGUCAAGGGGUGGCUCAACUAAAUCAGGUUGAGCUUUUAUCUGGAUUACUGGAGUCCUUUAUAGGCAGAGUGAAAAUCAGGCAGAAAGAAGCUGCAGGGAGCAGCCACAAGCUGGAAGUCAAUGGAACCGGGAAGAGAAAGAAGAUACUGCUACAUGCAUUGCUGUGUGAUGGAACCCAGAGAUUGCCUGCCAACCAAAAAAUACCAACUUGGGGAGGAAGCAAGCCUUCUAACCUAUGAAACUGUGAGCCAAUAAAUUCCUGUUGUGAAGCCCACCGAUUGUAUGGUAUUUGUCUUGAGCAGCCGGGAGACUAAGACAGGCACCAACCCACUUUUUCAGCUUUAUUUCCUACCACACCUCAUUUAUCAACCACUCAGGCUGUUGUGGAAAGAACAUGGGCUGUUGGUUUGAGUUCUGACUCUGCUGCUUAUUAGCAAUGUGACCUGGGGCAUGUGGUCAAAGAUAAUAUCUACCUCACAGAGUUACUGUGGAAAUUAAAUUGGCCAGGGACAGCAGGGCUUCUCAGAUCUUUUCCUUAAAGUUCCCCUAAUGGCCACAAGUGUGCACACACACUUAAAUGCCU